Messenger RNA from Ficedula albicollis (Collared flycatcher), 4471 nucleotides. RefSeq names its product MOB kinase activator 1B (gene MOB1B). The transcript is spliced from 6 exons. NCBI's taxonomy places the organism in Eukaryota, Metazoa, Chordata, Aves, Passeriformes, Muscicapidae. Gene Ontology annotation, molecular function: protein kinase activator activity. The coding region runs from base 242 to 973 and encodes 243 amino acids. The record is from RefSeq and is a predicted model, not a curated record. Gene Ontology annotation, cellular component: nucleus; cytoplasm. Gene Ontology annotation, biological process: positive regulation of protein phosphorylation; hippo signaling.
UCAGCUGCUAUAGAAUCUGUUUUCAGCUAGAGCUGAGAAUAACUGUUACUUUUCACGGACUUGGGCAAAUCUCUCCAGCGUUUACAUUUCAUGAGGUGGGAUUGUGAGGAUGCAGUGCUUUGCUUUGUCAUCUGUGUUUACAGAUCUCCCGGAUGCUUUCCCAGGGCACUGCUGCUUGGGUCAAUAUUUUGAGGAGGGGAUGUGAAAGAAGGGGAGGAGAGCUGAGGAUUUGUAUGUAUCCAUGCAGCUGAAAUUGGUCCCUGAGGGUGGUAGUCGCUCUUCCAAAACCUUCAAACCAAAGAAGAACAUUCCCGAGGGCUCUCACCAGUACGAGCUGCUCAAACAUGCCGAGGCCACGCUGGGGAGCGGCAACCUGCGCAUGGCCGUGAUGCUUCCGGAUGGGGAGGACCUGAAUGAAUGGGUGGCAGUUAACAGUGAGUCCUGGCCUUUUGUUCAUCACCUUCCCGAGGGGGAGGACCUGAAUGAAUGGGUGGCAGUUAACACUGUUGACUUCUUCAACCAGAUCAAUAUGCUCUAUGGAACCAUCACGGACUUCUGCACAGAGGAGAGCUGCCCCGUGAUGUCUGCUGGCCCAAAGUACGAGUACCACUGGGCAGACGGCACAAACAUCAAGAAACCCAUCAAGUGCUCCGCACCCAAGUACAUCGAUUACCUGAUGACCUGGGUCCAGGACCAGCUGGAUGAUGAAACGCUGUUUCCUUCUAAAAUAGGCGUACCGUUCCCAAAGAACUUCAUGUCAGUGGCCAAGACGAUUCUCAAGCGUCUCUUCAGAGUUUACGCUCACAUCUACCACCAGCACUUUGACCCCGUGAUCCAGCUGCAGGAAGAGGCACACCUCAACACUUCUUUCAAGCACUUUAUAUUUUUUGUUCAGGAAUUCAAUCUUAUUGAUAGAAGAGAACUUGCACCACUUCAAGAACUGAUUGAAAAACUCACCUCCAAGGACAGAUAAAAGGAAGAGGACUUCUUCAAGUCACUUGUUUCUUUAAACGAGCGUGUGGUAUUUGUUUUUUGUUAAUUUGUUUUUUUAAAAAAAAACAAGACAACCCCCCUGUGCUGUUACCAGUGACAGCUGAGAUCUACUUUCUGUGCUUUUAUUAGGGGAAAUCUUUUCUCUGUUAGUGACAUGUGGUAAAUAGCUUUUUUUUACUAUUAUUAUUAUUAUUAUUUCAUUGUUGUUAUUCAUUGUGGAAUUUCUAGGAGGUGCUGAGUGUUUAUAAAGGAAACAUGCUUGGUUGGGGGGAUUGACUCUGCUGGUGGAUGGGUUCUAGUGUUGUGUCAAUGGUAGCCCAUUCUCAUGAAGUCCCUGGAAGACUUGCUUACAUUCUCUAAGUGCCUUGGCAGACUCACUUCUGAGGUGCAAAGCACAUACAAUACUGAGCAUUGCUGGAAACAGAAAAUAUGUACUAACACCCAGACACUUACUGAAACUUGUUUUAAAAAUAUGUAUCUAUGCUUACACUAAAAAAAAAAAAGCCAUAACUUGCUGAAAUCGAUGAUCUCCAGCUUUUAAUACAAAUACUUGUCUUAUUUUUUUAGAGAUGAAUAUAGAAUUUUUCAAAACUAGAUUACUUCUUACAAAGAAAAGCGAAGUUCUCGCUAAAGCAAAACGACAAAGGUGGUAAAAAUACCCAGACCUUGUGCUUAGCAAGGAGUUCCAUGUCUGCUGCCAUGGGACUCUGCAUAGUUGCUUUUAUUUUCUUAGCAGGAAAGCAUCAGUUGGGUCAGCCAGCUUGUUAAGUUCCCCUAGCAGUUGCCAAAUGAGCAGGUAGUUUGCACAAAUACCAUUAGGGAGAAUAUUCCCUAUAAAAAUUGCACUUGGGUAGUAGUAGUAAUAAUAAUAAUAAUAAUAAUAAUGAAAACCUGGCUUGAAAAAUAACUGGUGGAAAGGUGUUUUUAAGUUAGGAAUGCAAAGCCUGGCUCUGAGGAGGAGCUCUGGUGGCCAGUGUUUGCUCUUUGAGGAGAUGUGUCUUGGAGGGGAGAUGACUUCUUGGGCUGCUUUGGAGUUAUGUUACUGUGAUGGGUAAAAUCACUGCCCACCUUCAGGGAGCUCCAGCUGUUGGGAAAAGCAGCAAGAACAGGUGAGGCCAAGGUGAGCACAUGACAGAGAAGCUGAGCUUCUGUUUUGCACCCCUUGGCUUGACCAGAAAUGCUGAGUAAAGCUGGAACUGGCGUGCAGGAGCGUGCAGAAGAGGUGAGUGGCCGUGGGCACAGCCAGCAGGGAACAGCUGAGCGCAGGAAUGACUCACCUGGGAGCUGCUGGGUUCUGCUGAGGGAUCCUGAUCUUCUGGCUUUUCCUGCGCCACCCUCCACCUGGCAGUGCGAGAGCCACCCUUCUCCCAGCUUCACACUGCACGGCGUAGAUGCAGAGUGAGCAAGGCAGGAGCUCCGAGGUGCUCAACAGCUGAUGCCUGCCAUUAAAUGUCAGGGAGACUCCUUGGUUUGCUCUCAUGUGCCAGCAAAAAGGAUAAAUGUGUAGAAAUGAGGACGUGGCAGUGCAGUGGUUCGGGUUCCUGGCACACUUCUGCCCUAGGAGGGCUUAGUUCUUCUUGUUGUUGCAGCUUUUAUUUUUUUGAACAGCCAAUUCUAGAAAUCCAGAGGCACCUGUUGCAGUUCAGCCAAUCAGAAUUGGGAUGUAUUGAGUAUAAAAUGAGUCCUAGGUGGAUAGUGUGUUUUUUUUAAUUCAAUAUCUGGCAGUAGAAAGUCUUUGACCAAAUAGUUUCUAGGCACGUAAUAAAAGCUUGGAGAUCAUGAUUUGCCUGACAGCUGUAUGAACACAUUGUUUAAUUACACAACACUUGAAAAGAACAUCAUUGAGGACAUGUUUGCAGUGGUGGGGAUUUAGGAUCCCCGUGCUGUUUCUUUUUGCAGCUUUUCAUUGUUGUUUUGCUUCUGAAAGCUGUGGGACCAGAAAUCGAUGUGUGUUUACACUCUCAGAGUAAGGGCACAUGGAAAUGCCACUCAGUGGAAUCUGGAUCGAGUGAAUGUGUUUAUAAAAUAGUGCAUUUAUGGGAGGAGAAGGGGGGGACACCCCCUGCCCCUCCAAGUAAACCCCAGAGUAACAAACCCUGCGUUGCUCCAGGCCCCCCCACGGACUUUGAGGGGUGACGAGCGCUCGGAGACAAAACCUUCCGGCUCUGGUCACGGGGAGCACCAAGUGCCAGUGGGGUUGAAGCAGGCUGUGCUGCCAGUGCUGCCUCAGGCCUUCCAGCCUGGUAGGCUCCCCAGUUCCUGUGGUUUGUGGUGGUCUGUUGCUACCAGCACACUGGGUCUGGUCAGGGGUUUGGGUGGUGGCUUGGGGAGGGCUCCACCCUGCAGCUGGGAAGGGGCAAAGGGCCGAGUGCACGGAGCUCAGCCAGUGCUCAGGUGGAUGGAUGUGGGAUGUGCUGUCCAGGUCAGGGAUGCUGGUUGCUCCUGCAAGGAGGAGCAAAAACCAGCACCUUCUGCUGGUGCAGGUGGCUGAGGGGACAAAACAGGUUCUGAGGGGCAGGCAGCCCAUCUGCAAGUACCCAGUUUCUUUUCCUGCUUUCUAUGCAAUGUAGAGCUUUGAACUUCUGCUUUUCCGUGGAGGUAGAGAGGAGCACUGUCCUUACUCAGUCCUUGGGAACUGGGCCCUCUCCCAGUGUCCCUGACCCUCAGUUAACAGGUAAGGACACCUAUUUGCUGCUAUGGACUCACCUUUCAGAUUGUUCCUGUUUCUCACCCCUCUUCCUUUCUCCCGGGUCACCAGACACAAUUUUACUAUAAACACAUCCUUUUGGAUGGUUGUGUUUUUUCCUGCUGCCCUCUCCUCCUCUCCUGCCUGCCAGAGUGCUGUUACUGUACAUAACCCCCCUUUUAGUUGGAUUAUUUAAAGAGCUGCAGCACCAACAGAGAUUCCUUGCUUCUUUCCCCACUAAAAUAUUCCCUUUUGCACCAAAUCUUGCUUCCUUCGCUGCUGGUAGCAGUUGUCUCUUUUCCAGUCCCUCCCUCCUAAAACCACUGGCAGUUUUAUGGAUGCCCAUCUUUUUUUCCUGGAUAUCUUCUCUUUUAACACAAGACUAGCAUUGGUGAUUUUCAGUGUUAAACCUUCUUCUUCCCCUGCUUUUCUUAUGGUUUCCUCUUGCCAGGUUCAGUUUGCAGCCUAGGAAAAUAUCGAAUUACCUUAUUUUGUUGGAAGAAGCAAUUCCCCAAAUUGUUCAUAGAAUACUGUAUUUUUAGGGGAGAUUAAUUUUUUAUAGCCACUAAACUAUACUCAUUAUUUUUGUACGUUUGCAACUUGGGGACAAUUUUUCCGAGCCGUGUCGCGGAGGGAACAUUUAUUGUCAUGGCUGUUUGACUACUUGGGAAUGCUGUGCUUGUGUGGUGUGGAGGCACGUGCCUUGAUGUGCACUGGGGGAGAGAGAGAAGGAUGCAAUAAAAAUGAACGAGGCUUCAGUAAAAGGCCAUUUUUGAAGGCGAAAAAAAAAAA